GACUUCUCCUGCCCCGUUCAAGGCUCCUCCUGGCACGUCUGCUACGAGAAAGAUAGCUCCCACUUUGUCGGCUGCUGUCGAACCGAUCCAUGCGCGAAAGGCUGCCCCGACGGCGCCCUCGAACCCGCGAGUUUCCCCGCGGAAGAGCACGACAAACUGGGCGACCAGUUCUGCCAGGUGGGCCAAUGGUAUACCUGCACCGGGACGCACCCGCCCUUCGUAGGAUGCUGCGUGAGCGACCCGUGCAAGGCCAAAGGAUGUCCGAAGAAAGAUUUGCGCGCGGGGCAAUUAUCGCAGAAUGCGGCGCAGGCGGCGGCGUUCUUGCCGGCGGGCGUCUCGAUCGUGCCCGUCGCGGGUCCGUCCGUGACGAAAGCUAGCGAUCCGUCCGCGACGAAGGCCAGCAACCCAGCCAACGGCAAAGCCAACGGCUCCAAACUCCGCAUCAUCGCCGGUUCGGUCGUCGGGGCCGUCUCAUUCCUCCUCCUCGUAGUCUGCGCCAUCAUCUACUUCAUCCGACGAAACCGAAAACGC
Messenger RNA from Eremomyces bilateralis CBS 781.70, 531 nucleotides. RefSeq lists its product as uncharacterized. The record is from RefSeq and is a predicted model, not a curated record. The transcript has a single exon. The annotation marks the transcript as partial. Lineage: Eukaryota; Fungi; Ascomycota; Dothideomycetes; Eremomycetales; Eremomycetaceae.